Messenger RNA from Candida tropicalis MYA-3404, 720 nucleotides. RefSeq names its product dolichyl-phosphate beta-D-mannosyltransferase (gene DPM1). Gene Ontology annotation, molecular function: dolichyl-phosphate beta-D-mannosyltransferase activity. The coding region runs from base 1 to 720 and encodes 239 amino acids. The transcript has a single exon. Lineage: Eukaryota; Fungi; Ascomycota; Pichiomycetes; Serinales; Debaryomycetaceae. Gene Ontology annotation, biological process: GPI anchor biosynthetic process; protein O-linked glycosylation via mannose. The record is from RefSeq and is a predicted model, not a curated record. Gene Ontology annotation, cellular component: endoplasmic reticulum membrane.
AUGACUAACAACAAAUAUUCUGUCAUAUUACCAACUUAUAAUGAAAAGAGAAACUUGCCAAUUUUAAUCUAUUUAUUGAACAAAACAUUCACUGCUAAUAAAUUAGAUUGGGAAGUUAUUAUUGUUGAUGAUAAUUCACCAGAUGGUACCCAAGAAGUUGCCAAAAAAUUGAUUGAUAUUUUUGGAUCUGAACAUAUUCAAUUAAGACCAAGAGCAGGUAAAUUAGGUUUAGGUACUGCCUAUGUUCAUGGAUUACAAUUUGUUACUGGUAAUUUUGUUAUAAUUAUGGAUGCUGAUUUCAGUCAUCAUCCAGAAGCUAUACCUGAAUUUAUUGCUAAACAAAAAACUGAAGAUUUUGAUAUUGUUACUGGUACAAGAUAUGCUGGUGAUGGUGGUGUUUAUGGUUGGGAUUUUAAAAGAAAAUUGAUUUCUAGAGGUGCCAACUUUUUAGCUAGUGUUGUUUUAAGACCAAAUGUUAGUGAUUUGACUGGUUCUUUCAGAUUAUAUAAAACUGAAGUUUUAAGAAAAAUUAUUGAUGUUACUCAAUCUAAAGGUUAUGUUUUCCAAAUGGAAAUGAUGGUUAGAGCUAAAGCCAUGGGCUUCACUGUUGGAGAAGUACCAAUUAGUUUUGUUGAUAGAUUAUAUGGUGAAUCCAAAUUAGGUGGUGAUGAAAUUGUUCAAUAUGGUAAAGGUGUAUGGACUUUAUUUACUAGUGUAUAG